Alosa alosa (allis shad) is the source of this 8015-nucleotide messenger RNA. RefSeq names its product pleckstrin homology domain interacting protein (gene phip). Gene Ontology annotation, molecular function: protein binding. Lineage: Eukaryota; Metazoa; Chordata; Actinopteri; Clupeiformes; Clupeidae. The record is from RefSeq and is a predicted model, not a curated record. Gene Ontology annotation, biological process: cytoskeleton organization; regulation of transcription by RNA polymerase II; regulation of cell shape. Gene Ontology annotation, cellular component: nucleus.
CGGAGCGCGGAAGGCAGCGACGCAACCGGACCUGCUUGCUCUCCCCUGCCUGAGAGCGGAGUGAAUGGAGGAGCUACUCUUCCUGGUGAACAAACAGUGACAGCUAUAGGGCAGACAGCGAUACCCGCUUCCCAGCACGACCAUACAGCAUAUCCUUCACCCCAAAGCAACACAGAUAUGGCGUCUGACAGUAAACACGUCGCGCGGUUGAAAUCUGAGCUCUACUUCCUAAUAGCCCGAUUUUUGGAAGCUGGACCAUGUCAAAAUGCAGCCGAGACGUUGAUAAGGGAGGUACAAGAGAAGGAGCUCUUGCCCAAAAGAACAGACUGGACGGGCAAGGAACACCCUGGGAGUUACGAAAAUUUGGUGAAGUUGUAUAGCCACAUCACGCCGGAGCACCUGUUGCGUGUGUGUGAGCGGGUGGGGCCUCUGCUGGAGAGGGAGGUGCCGGCCAGUGUGCCUGGAGUCCAGUCCCUGCUGGGGGUGGGCCGACAGUCUCUACUGCGCACCAACAAGAGCUGUAAGCACGUGGUAUGGAAGGGUUCCGCCCUCGCCGCCCUGCAUUGUGGCAGGCCCCCAGAGCCGCCUGUCAUCUAUGGAAGCCCGCCCAACAUUGUGGAGACAUCUUUCAGUCGGCGUCUGAACGGCGAGUACCGACUGGGUCAGCUGGUGCCCACUGCGGUGUAUCUGCACAUGAAGAUGCACAAGAGGAUUCUGGGACACCUGUCUUCCGUCUACUGCGUGGCCUUCGAUCGCACCGGCCGUCGCAUCUUCACCGGCUCAGAUGACUGCCUGGUGAAGAUCUGGGCGACGGAUGACGGGCGUCUCUUGGCAACGCUGCGUGGCCAUGCGGCUGAGAUCUCGGACAUGGCGGUCAGCUAUGAGAACACCCUGCUGGCCACUGGCUCCUGUGACAAGACCAUCCGUGUGUGGUGCCUUCAGACAUGCGCUCCACUGGCUGUUCUAGAGGGACACGGAGCGUCCAUCACCUCACUUCAGUUCUCUCCUCUGUGCAGCGGUAGUAAAAGAUUCCUCUCCUCCACCGGUGCUGAUGGCUCCAUAUGUUUCUGGCAGUGGGACGCUCGCACACUCAAGUUUGGGCACAGGCCCAGUAAGUUUACGGAGCGUCCUAGGCCGGGGGUGCAGAUGAUCUGCUCGUCCUUCAGCGCAGGUGGGAUGUUUCUAGCCACAGGCAGCACAGAUCACAUUAUCAGAGUCUACUACUUUGGGUCUGGACAGCCUGAGAAGAUUGCUGAGCUGGAGUCCCACACCGAUAAAGUGGACAGUAUACAGUUCUCCCAUGGAGGGGACAGGUUUGUUAGUGGAAGCAGAGACGGUACGGCUCGCAUCUGGCAGCUGCAGCAGAAGGAAUGGAGAAGCAUCCUACUGGAUAUGGCCACCAAAAUACCAGGCAAGUGCAACCCUCCUCCUUUGGAGGACAAAGUCACCAAACUCAAAGUUACCAUGGUAGCCUGGGAUCGCCACGACAACACGGUCAUCACGGCUGCCAACAACCUGACACUGAAAGUGUGGAACUCCUAUACGGGCAAUCUCAUUCACAUCCUCAUGGGCCAUGAGGAUGAGGUGUUUGUUCUGGAGCCACACCCCUUUGAUCCCAGAGUGCUCUUCUCCGCCGGGCAUGAUGGGAACGCCAUCGUGUGGGACCUGGCCAGAGGCGUCAAGAUUCGCUCCUACUUCAACAUGGUUGAGGGCCAGGGCCACGGGGCAGUGUUUGACUGUAAGUGCUCUCCAGACGGUCAGCACUUUGCCUGCACAGACUCCCACGGACACCUGCUCAUCUUUGGCUUCGGCUCCAGCAGCAAAUAUGACAAGAUAGCGGACCAGAUGUUCUUCCACACGGACUACCGGCCGCUGAUCCGCGACGCGCACAACUACGUGCUGGACGAGCAGACGCAGCAGGCGCCCCACCUCAUGCCGCCGCCCUUCCUGGUGGACGUGGACGGCAACCCGCACCCUCCGCGCUACCAGCGCCUGGUGCCCGGCCGCGAGAACUGCCGCCAGGAGCAGCUCAUACCCCAGAUGGGCCUCACCUCAUCAGGUCUGAAUCAGGUGGUGAGCCAGCAGGCUGCAGAAGGUUCCACUGCGCUGGACAACAUGAUCCAGAGACUACAGCAGGAGCAGGACCAGAGACUGGGCACAGACAGGACCAGCAGAGGUUCGGUGAGUUCCCCCACUGAGGUGUCGUCCCCUCCUAACGUGGGCCUACGGCGCAGUGGUCAGAUCGAGGGGGUGCGGCAGAUGCACAGCAAUGCUCCUCGUAGCCAGAUGGCCACCGAGAGAGACCUGGUGGCCUGGAGUCGCAGGGUACUGGUGCCCGAGCUACUGCCUGGCAUCGCCAGUAAACAGGAGGUCUGGAGGGAAGCUAAAGGAGAGGAGGAGAUCAACAUCUACAGAUCAGAGAGACGACGACGCAGCCUGCACAGCCAGUUCCACAGAGAGAACCGGCAGCAUGCACAGGAGAGCGAGGAGAGCCGGCGUCACCAGGGCAACCAGCAUAACUAUCACACACGUGCUGCCGUGGAGGAGAACAGCAGGCAGAGCGAAGCCACAGAGGAGGAGACCAAUAUGUCAGAGGGAGAGGCAGAUGUGCAUCCUCUAAACGGAGAAUCAUCAGAAGGAGAGGAGGAGAAGGAGGACGAGAAGGAGCCAUGGCCUGAUGACCACAGCAGCUCCAGUGAUUACUCCAGCGACUACUCAGACUGGACGGCGGACGCGGGCAUUAACCUGGAGCCCCCAAGACGAAGUCAGUCCAAGAAGAAGACGGCCAGCAGCUCGGAGGAGGACGGUGAGAAGAAGAAGGACAAGGACAAGAAGGAGCGCAAGAAGGACAAAGCUGACCACAAGGCCCACAAGGACCACAAGGACGGGGCACUACCAAAGAAAAGCAAGCCCAAAGAAGGACGCAUGAAGCGGUUGCCAGAGAUGCGGGAGCAGGGUCUGACUCUGGAGGAGUGGCUGCCGUCCCCCUGGAUCACUGACACCAUGCCCCGCAGGUGCCCCUUCACACCGCAGAUGGGAGAUGAGUUGUACUAUUUCAGGCAGGGACAUGAGGCGUAUGUAGAGAUGGCCAAAUCCAACCGCAUCUUUAGCAUCAACCCCAAAAAACAGCCCUGGCACAAGAUGGAGCUCAGGGAGCAGGAGCUGAUGAAAAUAGUUGGUAUUAAGUAUGAGGUGGGCCUGCCCACUCUGUGCUGUCUGAAGCUAGCCUUCCUGGACCCAGACACGGGCAAGUUGACCGGAGGCUCCUUCUCCAUGAAAUACCACGACAUGCCUGACGUCAUCGACUUCCUGGUUCUCCGUCAGCAGUUUGAUGAAGCAAAAGAACGGCAGUGGCAAAUAGGUGACCGAUUCCGCUCGGUGAUAGAUGAUGCCUGGUGGUUUGGGACAAUUGAGAGUCAGGAGCCAUACCAGGCCCUCUACCCCGACAGCCUCUUCCAGUGCUACAACGUCUGCUGGGAUAAUGGUGACACAGAGAAGAUGAGCCCUUGGGACAUGGAGAAGAUUCCCGAUGAGGCAGUGUUUCCUGAUGAGCUGGGUCAGAGCCCCUCUGAUCGAGGAGGAGCGCCGCACCGGCCGGUGCCAGCCGUCAUCAACGGCAUCGACCAGCUCUGCACGCUGGAUGUGGCUGUUCCGUUCGCUCUUCCGGUGGACCUGCAGGCCUACCCGACCUACUGCACGGUGGUUGCCUACGUCACAGACCUCAGCACCAUCAGGAGCCGACUGGAGAACCGCUUCUACAGGCGUAUAUCAUCUCUGAUGUGGGAGGUGCGUUAUAUAGAACAUAAUGCGCGGACCUUCAAUGAGCCUGGCGCCUUCAUCGUCCGCACCGCUAAGUUCGUCUCCGACCUCAUGCUGCAGUUUAUCAAGGACCAAAAUUUAACAGACAUCAUCCCCCUCUACCACAAAAUGAAGAAAGAGGCCUUCUCUGACAACAGCAGUGAUGAAGACGAGGAUGUGGACGUGGAUGCUCCCGGCACAUCUACAUGCAUCAAGAAGAAGGCGCAGCGGCCAAUGCUGAGGAGCCUGCGGAACAAGCCUCAGUCACAUGACCCAGAGGCCUGGAAGGGGCGCUGCAGAGAGCUCCUGGACCUCAUCUUUCAGUGUGAGGACUCGGAACCCUUCAGACAGCCUGUGGACCUACAGGAGUACCCGGAUUACUUGGACAUAGUGGACACUCCCAUGGACUUUGGGACAGUCUUGAACACCCUGCUGGGUGACGAGUAUGAGUCCCCCAUGGAGCUGUGCAAAGACGUGCGCCUCAUCUUCAGCAACUCCAAAGCCUACACGCCCAGCAAGAAGUCCAGGAUCUACAGCAUGAGUCUGCGUCUGUCCGCGCUGUUCGAGGAGCACGUCGGCUCCAUCCUCACCGACUUCAAGUCCGCCCAGCGGCUCCAGUCGGACCGGUUGACCCGGCAACGGCUGCACAGCGAGCGCCUGACGCGGCAGACGAUGAAGAGGAGGAAGAGGAGCUCCUCGCCUGCCAGCAGCACCGGCUCCAGACACACACACGCCCCCGCGUCUGCCAACACGCCUCCGUCGCCACCCCCGGCCGCCACCCACCUGCCCGAGGCCACGCCCCGCAUGCUGAGAGCGCACAGCGCCAGCUCCGUCUCCACGGAGACGCCCCAUGACCCCGUCAGCUCCGGCAACGAGGGCAGUUCCAGGGAGAGGCCCCGACGCAAGCUCCGCACUCCCAUCAGGCUCAACCCAGGUCCGGUACAUGACAGUCCAUCGCAGAACAGCCUCCACCUGAAUGGCCACAGCAGUCACGUGACCCUGGGGGUGGGCCGGAGGCGAGGCCGGCCGCGACUGGACGAGAGGAGGCCCGUGCGACCAGCCGUCGCCCCAGCGCCGGAGUCCGAGUCGGAGCCCCCUUCGCUGCCCCGACCGCCGGGCAAGAAGCGCGGCCGCAAGAGCAAGAAGGAGCUGGAGGAGAUGAGGCGGCAGGCCACCCUGAGCACGGAGCUUGACCGCUCCACCACCUCCUCCUCCUCCGUCCAGGACACCAGCCUAUCGGACUCAGGGGUGGGGGCGGGACCUCCCGAGAAGCCCAAGCGGGGGCGGCCCAGGUUGAACCGGACUCAUCCUCCUCCUCCUCCUCCACCGACGGCUCAGCCCACUUCCCCCCCUGGCUCCGCUUCCCCUCUGCAGCCGUCCAAUCCCAACGCAUCGCUGCGACGGAGCAGCCGGCGCGUCGCCGAGGACAACUCGCAACCCUCGUCCAGUGUCCAGGAGGACCCAGACAGGGAGGAGGAGGAGGAGGAAGAGGACGACGACGGGGAUGACCACGAGGGGACGGAGUACGAGUCGGGCCCCGGGGCGGCGGGCAGCUCCUCCAAGGGCUCCAUGCGGACGCGUAACCAGGGCCGCCGCACGGCCUACUACAACGAGGACGACUCGGAGGAGGAGCAGCGGCAGCUGCUGUUCGAGGACUCGUCGCUCACCUUCGGCACGUCCAGCAAGGGCCGCGUGCGCAAGCUGACCGAGAAGGCCAAGGCCAACCUCAUCGGCUGGUAGCCACAGAGCGACGCGGCGUGACGUGACGACCUUGCUGCAAGCGCACCAGGGGUUGACUGUUCUGAAUGCCCCCCUCUCACUGCCCCACAGCUCACUGGGGCAAUGCCAUUCCUGCUGCUAUGAAACUGUAAUCUGUGUGUGUGUAUGUGUGUGUGUGUGUGUGUGUGUGUGUGUUUUACGAGAGACUGUGAAUGUGUACAGCCACACAGAGACGCCUGGCCUGUGCAAUGACACAUAAAGUUCCGUGGAGACCAGUAACCCCCAUUCUAAUCACACACACACAUAAAUACAUACACACACACCAAACAUUGCCUUUCCCAGUUCAUCUGACUUGUUAAUGUGGAAUCAGACAACACCUCCAUCAUACAUAGUCUCUCUCUCUAUUCUCUGACCUAUGGGUGUGUCCAAUUCAUCGUCAGUGUGCCUGCCUGUAGAAUGUGUAGUGUUUAUGGCCUUCAUAAUCUGUGUGUGUGUGUGUGUGGUGAGGUCUACUCAAUCUAUGGAUUUUCUCCUCACCAGUCCACCAUAAUACUCUAUUGUACAGGGCUUCGUUUAUUUCAACACAGUGGUCAGCAAACCUAUCUCCUAGAGGUUGGAGCUAGUUAUAAACCUAUGAGCUAGUUAUAAACCAUUUACGGGCCAUCAAAGCAGUCACUUUAUGUUAGACACUUAUAGGAGUGUGACCCACCCAGUGAGAGUUACUUGGAUGGUGUGUGUGUGUGUGUGUAUGCAAGACUGGUCCAACCAGUAAAAACAUUAUUAAUGAUUCAUUAAUCAUUAAUCAUUUUUAAGACUGGGAGUUGUUAGGUUCCGCACGUGAGUGUGGAAGAGAGAGAGAGAUAGAGCCUUCUAAAUGCUGAAGCAGUGCAGUGCAUGUGUAAGGACUCAUUGCACUUGAUGUUCAUCAUACUCUCCAGUUAAAGAAGACUCACCUGCUCACAAAGUUGUGUGUGUGUGUGUGUGUGUGUGUGUGUGUGUGUGUGUGUGUGUGUCGGCAAGAGAGAGAGGCAGUGAUGCAGUCAUGUUUACAAGAUGUGACAGUAUGCCAUUUUAUUUUAACAGAAAUAUGACAUCAUUGUGUGUGUGUGUGUGUGUGUCCAUCCAAGACUUUUUCUUGGUACCUUUUGAAAUACACAAGGUACAUGUAUGAGUGUCUUAGUACAUGAUUAUGCACUUACAAACCUGGGGUGUGCUGUAUGUUGUGCAAAUAGGUUCAGAGGACUUGUGUACAUUUUUAUAUGUAAUUCCCUUUGUAAACAGCCCAGUUUGAGGUCUUUUCUCAUGCUGUCCUGUAUGGCUGGGCCUGAACUUAGUGUGUACGACUGGAAAUGACCAUGAGAGGAUGCCCUGUUUCUGUGUCCAUGUUUGGACUGAAUAUUGUUCGUUCUGAUUGUGCCUUCAAUUUCCCCAACCGUGUGUGUGUGUGUGUGCACGCAUGUGCGUUUGUGUGAGAGAGAGAGGAUUCUGGAAUAUCUAUGGCUCCUUCUUGGUACCGUCUUUGUUCCCCAGUGAGGUUCUGGUCCACAGGUACCACUGUAAGACAUGGUUUAGCCCUCCACUCACUCCCUCCUCAUCAUGGGCCUGUGUGGACUGGACUCACGCGGCCCCAUUGUUUUGUGAUCACCCCACAGCCAAAGAGGACUGUACUGACUUUUCACUGGAUCUGCGUCUGUCUUGGAAGGACUGAGAUCUGGAUUUUAGUGUGGACUGGUCUAUUUUUGUGAAUCUGGAUUGAUGUGAACUUCAACUUCAGAGAGUCCUCUGGAACAGAUACACUCCUUAUCUGACCUGGUCAGCCGAAACAGUGGGUUUUCUUCUGUGGUUUAUUGGACAUUUGGUUUUAUUUCUCCUUUUUUUAAAAAGUAAUGAUUACGUUUUUUUAUUUUGAAGUUGCCAAAUGGAGCUCUGUGGUGGUGUGGAGUUGUGAAUGUCUCAGAAUGUCUUUUUUUUUUUUUUAAGCUGGUUUUGGUGAACCAUAGCCUGGUGGUUGUGUGUGUGUGUGAAAGAGAGAAAGAGUGUGUGUGAGUUUGUGUGUGUGUCCAACCUCUUUGGCACCAGUGUGUUGUGUGUAGGUUUGUGAGUGUACGUAUUUUUAUACUCCUUUGACUAUGAUACCCAUUAUGAUAUCCCACCUCUAACCCCUACAAAGCAAUGGAGUGCUUCACAGGAUUUGACAUCACGCUACCCACCCAUCAUCUGACCUGUAGAGCCCUGCGAUGUGAGGCGUGAGGUCAAGCGGGGGGUGGGGGGGCUGCAUGCAACCUUUCCCAGAAUUCUCUCUGUGUGAGGUUUGGGAAGAGGCUUUACUGUCCUCUGGUUUCCACGGAGAUUGGAUUAGAGGACUUUAUAUGUUAGUUUGUAUACUUUUAUAUAAAAAAGUAAAUGCAAAAAAACAUAAGCAUAGAAUGUAUGUGUAGGGAGUACUGCUGUCAUAUUAGUUCAUACUGAUAUUUUAAAGAAAUAAACAGUUGUGUUUA